Molecule: messenger RNA, 906 nt
Organism: Bursaphelenchus okinawaensis
Lineage: Eukaryota; Metazoa; Nematoda; Chromadorea; Rhabditida; Aphelenchoididae
Source: the annotation of a GenBank genome assembly
AUGAGUGGCUCUCAAUCAAAAGGCAAAGUCAAAAUUAGUCAUGUCAUUUUUGAUUUUGACGGGAUUCUGGUAGAUUCAGAAGGCUUGUACUCGAUUAUGCACGGAAGAAUGUUGGCCAAAUGGGGCAAAACGUUCGAUUUGAAACAGAAACUGGCAAUUCAAGGAAUGAGAAAACAAGACGAGGUUUACACAAUUGUGAAGAUGAAUGGCCUGGAGGGCAAGGUUACAAUCGAAGAGUAUGAAAGGGUAUGGCUGUUUUGAAUGUAAUACAAUGGAAGGUUUUAUUACCUAUAACUAGUUAGUUAGUAUUAUUCAGUUUUAUAUUAUGUUACUUUUAAGUUUAUUAUUCUAGCUCUAACUAUCUAAGAGAAAGUCAUAUUUGUUUUUAUGCUUUUUUAUAAUAAGCCUACUACAGCAUUUUAGCAAUACAAAGAAUUGUACGACGAGUUCCUUCAGGACGUGAAGCCGAUGCCAGGAGCCGACCGGUUGAUCCGUCACCUUCACAAGCACAAGGUUCCCAUAGCCAUCUGUACCUCUUCAGCGGCCGACGAGUUCGAGAUCAAGACCAGAAAGCUAAAGGAAUGGCUGGACAUGAUUCCGCUUCGUAUUUUAGCCGGCUCCGACGCUCGUGUCAAAAGAGGAAAGCCGAAUCCGGAUCCAUACCUGGUUUGUGCCAAGGACAUGGGCGUUUCCGACGUGAGCAAAUGCAUCGUGUUCGAGGAUUCUGUGAAUGGCUGCAAGUCCGCGUUGUCGGCAGGAAUGCACUGUAUCAUGAUUCCUCAAGACGAGUUCCUUUGUGAUGCUUCCAAGGCCGAGAUAGAGGGAUUGAGACCCAAAUUGGACAACAUUCUAAAGAGUAUGGCCGACUUCAAGCCUGAAGAGUUUGGGUUGCCUGCUUUUGAUUGA